GGUGGGAAUAAGAAAAAAAAAAAAAGUUUUUGUUUGUUUCGGCGCCGGUUUCAUUCUCUAUUCUGGGUGUGUGGGAUUUAACUUGGAAUUGAAAAUUUUUGUGGAUUUUGUUCACUUCAGGACUGCGUUUUCUUCACCCAUGAAGAGAGUAAUGCCGUGGAGUGAUGAGGUUGAUCUUAUCUCUUCUGAUGAAUCUUCUUCAGAAGCAGAGGUGGAUGACAAUGAUGGAACCAGUAAUUCGCCUACUGAGCAACCACCCCAAGAAUUGUCCCCUCAAGGACGGGAAGCAAAAACACUAAUGGCAAUGGGUGCUUUAGCUGUAUAAUUGGCUUCUUCUACAGUAACUGGCUGAAGCAACAGAUUACCAAUCUUGUUCUUGUCUGCUUAAUGAUGUAGUAUUCACUAGCAAUGUAAUAUGUGUUGAAUUAUACAAUUAGAAUUAAUUAGUAGUAUUCUU
Molecule: messenger RNA, 457 nt
Organism: Rubroshorea leprosula
Lineage: Eukaryota; Viridiplantae; Streptophyta; Magnoliopsida; Malvales; Dipterocarpaceae
Source: the annotation of a GenBank genome assembly